CGCUUCGCUCGCGUCAGCGUCGGCGGCACGUUCGACCGGAUCCACGCGGGUCACAGGCUUCUCCUCGCGACCGCUCACGGCGUGCUCUACGUGGGCGUCACGAGCGACGAGAUGCUCCGCGGGAAGACGCGCGCUGGGAUGAUCGCGUCGUACGACGACCGCGCGGCGGCGGCGCUCGCGUUUCUUCGCGCGACGCGUCCUCCGCGCGACGCGCUGGACGUUCGCGUCGGCCCGCUGCGCGCGAACGAGCCGCCGCUCGCGGCGACGACGGAGCGCAUGGACGCGCUCGUCGUGUCCGGGGAGACGACGGAGGGCGGGGAGGCGCUGAACGCAGCGCGGAGGGAGAGAGGGUUCGCGCCGGUGACGCUGAUCGCGGUGGGGGUGAUCGGCGACGACGGCGAGGGCGGGAAGCUGAGCUCGAGCGCGCUGCGA
Micromonas pusilla CCMP1545 is the source of this 432-nucleotide messenger RNA. RefSeq lists its product as uncharacterized. Lineage: Eukaryota; Viridiplantae; Chlorophyta; Mamiellophyceae; Mamiellales; Mamiellaceae. The record is from RefSeq and is a predicted model, not a curated record. The transcript is spliced from 2 exons. The annotation marks the transcript as partial. Gene Ontology annotation, biological process: coenzyme A biosynthetic process. Gene Ontology annotation, molecular function: dephospho-CoA kinase activity.